Messenger RNA from Colletotrichum higginsianum IMI 349063, 477 nucleotides. Its product is annotated as Membrane-associated proteins in eicosanoid and glutathione metabolism. The transcript is spliced from 2 exons. The coding region runs from base 1 to 477 and encodes 158 amino acids. The record is from RefSeq and is a predicted model, not a curated record. Gene Ontology annotation, cellular component: membrane. Lineage: Eukaryota; Fungi; Ascomycota; Sordariomycetes; Glomerellales; Glomerellaceae.
AUGAGCACCCAACCAAUUGGCCUGACUACGGUCCCGAAGCUGCUGCCUGUAACCGGCACUUUCGCGCUCCCAUUCGCAGUGUACUACGCAUUCCUCAGCCUGCGAGUGGUCGGCGAACGGCUCAAAGACAAACACUACCUCGGCCAAGACUCUUCCAAGCCCGGGGCGGACUCGAAGAAAUCGCCCGGUGCCAACAAGCUCUACCUCGCCUCGCGGUCGCAUGCCAACUUUGCCGAGAACGUCCCGUGGGCGUUUGUCCUUGCGUCGCUGGUCGAGCUGAACGGGGGCAGCCGCAAGGCUCUCGGCUGGCUCCUCGGGAGUUUCUUGGUCCUUCGUGUGGUCCACGCGGAGUUGGGCAUCAUGCAGGUCCAGGGAACCGGCAACGGCCGACCCGUUGGCUAUUUCGGCAGCAUCGGUGUGGUUGGCACACUUGCGGCCUAUGGAGCGUACCUUGUCAAGGGUUACUGGGGUUACUGA